Molecule: messenger RNA, 1184 nt
Organism: Neodiprion virginianus
Lineage: Eukaryota; Metazoa; Arthropoda; Insecta; Hymenoptera; Diprionidae
Product: probable RNA-binding protein EIF1AD
Exons: 3
Coding region: 365-814 (149 amino acids)
Biological process (GO): translational initiation
Cellular component (GO): nucleus
Molecular function (GO): translation initiation factor activity; RNA binding
Source: RefSeq, a predicted model, not a curated record
AAAUUUAAGCGGGCUAGAAGUGAGAUUUAAGACGUGACAUUUGCGCUGAAUGCAUCUGUAGAGUAGAUCGACUUCAAAAUCAGACACAGAUGUAACGGCAACGAUGCAACAGCUAGUUGUGACGUUUUAUGAACCAGAAAAUUAGCGCUGAUAAGUGAAAGUUGGGAAAAAAAUGCAGACAGCAUUUGACAGCGCGCCGGCGAGCGGGUCAUUUGUAUGCUACUCUGGCUAGUUUGCAGACUCACACAGCUGGCACGAGCCGUUUUCGUAACGUAUUAUUAAAUUUGUCGAACUUUUUGGGCUUCUUAGAAUCCUAUAAAACAGUGUAAUUCGGCAUCAGCAUUGAACGGGUACAGCCUUGAAGAUGUCUAAAGCAACAAAACGAAAACACGUUGUGAAAGAAAUCAGGGAGGACUUGAAUAUUCCCACGGAAUCGCAGUCUAUAGUAAGAAUCGUUGCAUCAAAAGGUAAUAAUCUUCACGAAGCGAGCAGUCCAGGAGGCGGGAACUACUUGGUUUCAAUGCCUACCAAGUACCGGAAAAACAUAUGGAUCAAGAGAGGAGACUAUGUUUUAGUGGAGCCAAUUCCCGAAGGGGACAAAGUCAAGGCUGAGAUAGUGAAAAUACUGACUAAGGAGCAUAUCAAAUUUUAUCGCUUGAGAAACUGUUGGCCACAGGAGUUUGAGAAAGGUUCAAAACGAGUGGAACGCGACGAAGAUGAAGAUCUGUUCAUAAAUACGAACAGACGGCCAGAAAAUCAUGACACCACGGAAACUGAAAGCGAUACAAGUUCAGAAGCUUCGGAUUCAGAUUGAUGACAAAACUCUUAGGGCUACCGUCAUGCUCAAUGAUGAAUUGGCGAUAAGGAAUUUUUUAUUAUUUGUACAAACUGGUGUUUAAGUGUAUCAGCACUGUGCAGUAAUUAUUUUAUUUCGUGGAUACAGAUUUAAUUUAAACGUAUUUUAUGAUGGUUUGUAUCGUCGUGUCAAGAAUGAGGUUUCUGAAAUCAGGUUUAAAUUUAUUGCGAAGUUUAUCCAAAGUCAAUAUCGUACAGCUUAAUCCGUUAUCGGAGAUUAUACACGUUUAAAUAUUUAUUUGUCGAAGACUAUAUAUUUAACACGAAAGGCCAAAAAUGAUCUCUGUAUUGUAAAAAAUACAAAUAAAAACAAGAUUCCUCCAUUCGCA